Messenger RNA from Cyphellophora europaea CBS 101466, 768 nucleotides. RefSeq lists its product as uncharacterized. The coding region runs from base 1 to 768 and encodes 255 amino acids. The record is from RefSeq and is a predicted model, not a curated record. The transcript has a single exon. Lineage: Eukaryota; Fungi; Ascomycota; Eurotiomycetes; Chaetothyriales; Cyphellophoraceae.
AUGUCCACGCUCUCUGCCACAGCUUGCGCAAAAGCCGUCUCCCGAUGCCGCCGUCUACACGGUUUCUUCUUCCUAGACCUCCCAAAGCAAGUUCGACUUUCAAUCUACCAUGAGCUGUUCGCAGGAAACACGCUAAAAGUCUGCAGCUGGCUCAAGACCUACGAAGGAGAAUUUGCCGCUGGUGAGAGAUGCCAGAUCUUGUUGACAUGCAGCAAAAUCUUAAGCGAAGCCUGUGGCCACUUCUACUUUCAUAACAGAUUCGAGUUCACCAGUCAGUCGUCUAUCUGCUAUUUCACCUGGCACGACGUCCAUCCUGCAAAAUGGGCUAACAUCACCGCAAUUGUUCUUACCAAGACCGAGCUCCUGCCUGACUUCAAAAAACAUGUCGGCAAAUUCAGCAACCUAAGGCGCCUCACGAUCGAUGCUCCGAGCGAAUUCCGCCUCAGAGUGCCAAAACGUCCCAGAAAAUGUGACCAUAUUAGAUUCGUACGCUUCAUCCUCAGCAGGCAUACCUAUGUGGUUUCAAUUAACCCACACCUCUACAUGGAGAGGAAAUGGGAAGCAUGCCUCACUGUUCAGCUGGUGCUAGGAAACGGCCAUGAAGAAAUCAUGCUCGUCAACCUUGACCGUAUGUCAGUCUGGCACGACGUCUAUCCUGUGCCUACCGAGACUUUCGACCAUACACUCAUCGUUCCCUCAGCUGGGGAUCCUGAUGCAGAGCUUUGGGUAGAACGAGAGCGCUUCGUCGGAGAAGAGGAGUGGCAAUGA